Molecule: messenger RNA, 402 nt
Organism: Gossypium arboreum
Lineage: Eukaryota; Viridiplantae; Streptophyta; Magnoliopsida; Malvales; Malvaceae
Product: CBL-interacting serine/threonine-protein kinase 9-like
Exons: 5
Coding region: 1-402 (133 amino acids)
Biological process (GO): protein phosphorylation
Molecular function (GO): protein kinase activity; ATP binding
Source: RefSeq, a predicted model, not a curated record
AUGGUCAAGGAGGAUGGGUUGCUUCACACUACUUGCGGGACUCCAAAUUAUGUUGCUCCAGAGGUGCUCAAAGAUAAAGGUUAUGAUGGUACAUCAUCUGAUAUUUGGUCUUGCGGAGUUAUUCUCUUUGUUCUCAUGGCUGGUUAUUUGCCUUUUGAUGAGCCAAGCCUUAUAGGCUUGUAUAAGAAAAUCUGGGAGGCUUCUUUCAGCUGUCCAUCAUGGUUUUCAUCUGGUGCUAGGAAUUUGAUUAAGCGUAUUCUUGAUCCAAACCCUCUUACCCGUAUAACUAUUCCUGAAAUUCUACAAGAUGAAUGGUUUAAGAAAAGGUACAAGCCACCAAAAUUUGAGCAAGAUGAGGAUGUAAAUCUUGAUGAGAAUAUCUUAUAUUUUACAUGGUUAUGA